This is a messenger RNA of Cordyceps militaris CM01, 183 nucleotides long. RefSeq lists its product as uncharacterized. Bases 1 to 183 code for a protein of 60 amino acids. NCBI's taxonomy places the organism in Eukaryota, Fungi, Ascomycota, Sordariomycetes, Hypocreales, Cordycipitaceae. The record is from RefSeq and is a predicted model, not a curated record. The transcript is spliced from 2 exons.
AUGCCAGAGGAAGAAGAAUGUCCAUACGUCCAUACAGAUAACUACCCCGGCUUUCCAUCUCGUAAGGUUCGCGCCAUGCUCAAACCACUUCCAGCUGUGGCGCACCGGCCCAUCUCAGCCACAAUGGGCAACGAUUGGCAACGCGCCGCCGCAACCAGAUUCACCGUGCUGAUGCCAUUAUGA